CUAGCACAGGUGGGAAAGACACCUUCAUUCGACCUUCCAGAUAGCGUCCCCAAAAGGCGGGUCCAGUUUCGCGACACGGUGCCGGCUGACUCGGGGACAAUACGGCGGGCGUAAACAGCACACGAGUCGCGGUACAGAUCAGUGGGCGCCCGGACAAAGCUCGGGCAGGUGGAUGUCAGCCCGGGAGAGGAGAAACAAAGGACGUUAGACGAUUCGUGUCAACAGUUUGCUACUCUCCUACAAAGUUUGGUACACAUUUGGGGAAAAGAUAUGGCGUAAACAUGAGCAGGAAUGAGGGUUGCUACGGGGAAUGUAGUGCCUUCACGUAGGCAUUAAGCCUGAGGGGACAUUCGCGUGACCGGCUAUCCCUCGCCUACACCCGUUGUCACUUUACGCUACAACCAAGAUGGCGACUCGCUAAUUUGCCAAAAUGGACGUACUGGAUGGCACUGAUUGUUAGACGUUGGAUACAGUGAUUUUUACAAGACUAUGGCGGCAGGAUCUGUCACUGAAAGUCCCCCAGUCGCCACGAAACCGACCAGGGACAUCUGUGAGAGCGAACUGCUUCGUUUUUCCGACAACGAUUCUUGCUUCUGUACGAAGGGAUGUCAGAGAGAGAAGGUGUUGUCAGGCUGGGACAGACCCUGUAGUCGGGCGAACAACGAACUCGGAGAACUCGAGAAGAAGGGGAAAAGAUGUACAGGGGAGAACAGAAAACGUGCAAAGCAGCAGAGAAGGAAUUCUAACGAACCGCGGGAGGAUGACUUUGCGUUUAGGCACUAUUACGACACCAGGAGGUACAUAGAGGAGUACAGGUACUACCACACACGGGGCGAUGUGGGGAAGGAACAGAAGAGUGUGGUGUUCGGAGUUCACGUGGAGGAUCCUUAUUUUCCGAAACUCAGAACCAGCGUCAGCCAAUUGUUCUUCGAUUUUAGCGAAUUGACAUCAUGGUUGCCAGGUUACCACAGGUCUAGACGUAUCUUUGAAAGGAUGAAUGUGGUUAACUCAACUGUGGCGACCAACCCAAACCAUGAGGAUAACAGUAUUGCAGAUAGAGGAGAGAGCUGUGUGGACGACUCUACUGAUGACGAGGCCGUCCGUUUCUCCAACUCACCUCGGGACAAGAAGAGCCCGGAGAUCAACCUCGCCCCCGUGCGGGCAGACCUCAAUCUGCCGCGGAUCCUGCCCUGUAAAACCGGGCUGUCGGACGACGAGGAAAACUCCAGCAACAAAUCCAACAGAAGGAAGAACAAGAGGAACAAGGAAGCGUACCACCAAAACCUGCCGAGGCUUGGGAGUCUCCCUAUCCCCGUGUGUGUCACACACAGACGCAGCGGUAAGGGGAAAGCCGCUAGGGGGCGCAUUUCGGGACACUCUGACACCAAUAGUCACAGCACCGGCAGUGAUGCGGUGUCAUCAGUGGACAGCUACAAGAGCGGGAAUUCCUCGACUUCCGCGGGACACUUUUCACAGAUAUCGGUAGGAAACAACUGGAUUCCCGACGGAAACCCGACAAUGGUGCACGGGAACUCAGCACUCGAACAAGACACAACCUCCAAGGACCCAGAAACGACCUCGACUUACAGUCAGAGAGAGAGAGCGUCCUGGGAAAAAAGAUCCACUUUGGAGCAUCCGCAGAGACCUGUAGAAAGAGCAAAGACAUUCACGGAUGCGUCCCUCUACACAAAGGGGACUAUCAAGAUAAGUUAUAGGGAGGAACCCUCCUACAAAGUGUGGAAAGAUUUCACCGAAUCCACGGCAUACAGAGACUAUCUUGCCAAACUUUACAACCUCAACCACAGCAGAAUGAAACUGAAGACCGCGGGAGAAGCCACGGACGUGAAGAAACAGUUCCGCCUGUGUUCCGAGAACAACAAGCCCAAGACGAGAGCGGAAAGACGGGCGUGUUGCGCGCGCUGCGAGGAGAAGAAGAACAGUCCUGACCAGGGCGUCCCGAAACCCAGGGUUAGACCGAGGGUGCAGCUUGUCCUGCAGUCCGGCUCUAAGAGUGACAUAGCCUCAAUGCCACCCUUAGUAAGACUAAACACCAUGGUGCGGGGCUAUCCUUACAGAACUGCAGAGCAACAUAGACAAUACAUGUCACAACUCACCGCUACUCAGCAGAAAAGCACGUAGCGAUGAAGACUAGCAAAACCAAAAAAGGAUAAGAGAUUUCAAACUUUUAGGAAAUGUUUUUUUCGUGAAUGUAUUGGAACUGUGAAGGU
Molecule: messenger RNA, 2228 nt
Organism: Branchiostoma belcheri (Belcher's lancelet)
Lineage: Eukaryota; Metazoa; Chordata; Leptocardii; Amphioxiformes; Branchiostomatidae
Exons: 6
Coding region: 490-2139 (549 amino acids)
Source: RefSeq, a predicted model, not a curated record